Suillus discolor is the source of this 702-nucleotide messenger RNA. RefSeq lists its product as uncharacterized. The record is from RefSeq and is a predicted model, not a curated record. NCBI's taxonomy places the organism in Eukaryota, Fungi, Basidiomycota, Agaricomycetes, Boletales, Suillaceae. The transcript has 3 exons. The coding region runs from base 1 to 378 and encodes 125 amino acids.
AUGGUCAUUCAGACAGUGAUCCCUGCCCAAGAUCAAAUCCCAUAUUUCCCAACUACAAUCCCGGCUAUGCCUGCCGGAGGCUCAGGCUUGCUGUUGCGACUACCCCUCGUUCAACUAUACCGGCGCAUACAGCCAUUUUUCUACUGCUCCCAUCACAUUCAAAGUCUAUCUACAACAAUUAUCGACGAGGCGCAUGCUCACACAUAUCAUACAGCACCGCCCAGUGUUGCCGAGAUUCCUUUCGCGAAGACUCAAGAGCACAAUGUUGCAGCUGGUGAUCUUGGCCUAGAAAAAGACUCGGUACCUGAUGAAUAUUUCGAUCAGGACCCUGAGUUACAACAGCAGUCCACUUCCAUAGCAGGUCAGACUACUACUUAACUCGGGAGAACAUGGAAGUAGCCCGUCGUGUUCUUGCUAGAUUCAAAUGAAUUCCUUUGAGCUAGCAAAAGCACUUGACGUUUCGUCAUGUCCUCAUUCAAAGCCGUGGCAGUCACCUGGAAAAUGCAGUACCAAUAUAAUGUCCGUGAUAUCUGCACAUCAAGGGACUUGUCGGCUCCAAUAAUGACCCUUACCAGGGGUUUUGAGUCUGGAGGGUAGAAGGCCGGUCCCAUUAUAGAACACCAAUACUUCCCCUCAUUUCCAUGCAGGAAUUUGAGUGGAAAAGAAUGCAGUUUUGUUGAUGAUACGCUGCACAUGUUACCG